AAAGAUGAGCAGCAUCUAGGUCAGCAAUUGAAGCCCUGCAAAAGGACAGAAAUAAGAAGGGCAAAAGUUAAACUCAACUUUCUUCUUCCUCCUCCUCCACAUAAUAAGACCCGUAAUAAGUUACAGCUCUUUUAACUCAAUAGUCAAUACCCAAAUAACAAAGAAGAAGAAGAAGCAGAAGAAGAAGAAGAAGAAGAAGAAAACACAAAGAAGAGAAAUGGAGACAAGCGCCGUCUUAGGAAGUCUACAUACAAAUUACCUUAUUAGCCCUUCCCGUAAUGCUUCAUUUCUCCUCCCUCAUCGUCCGCUUCAUUUCUCUCCUUCUUCUGUUCCUCUCUCUUUCAAGGUACGGAAGCAGAAUCCUUCAUAUUCUUCUUCAAAUGCCUCCUUGCAAGCUGUCUCUCCUUUCAGUCGUGACGCUAUUGUUUCUGAUACUUAUGGCAGCCAAACUACUGAAUUAGCCGACAUAGACUGGGACAAUCUUGGUUUUGCAUAUGUUCCCACUGAUUAUAUGUACAUCAUGAAAUGUGUUCGAGAUGGAAGCUUUUCUAGUGGCGGAAUACAGCGUUUUGGGAAUAUUGAGUUGUCUCCCUCAGCAGGAGUCUUAAAUUAUGGCCAGGGAUUAUUUGAAGGCUUGAAAGCAUACAGGAAAGAAGAUGGUAAUAUUCUCCUCUUUCGUCCUGAAGAAAAUGCUUUGCGGAUGAAAAUAGGUGCAGAAAGGAUGUGCAUGCCAUCACCGACUGUUGAACAGUUUGUUGAAGCUGUGAAGGCAACUGUUUUAGCAAACAAACGUUGGGUCCCCCCUCCUGGUAAAGGCUCCUUGUAUAUCAGGCCAUUGUUGAUGGGAAGUGGUGCAGUCCUUGGUCUUGCACCUGCUCCUGAGUAUACCUUUCUAAUUUAUGUUUCACCUGUUGGAAACUAUUUUAAGGAAGGUGUGGCUGCAAUUAAUUUGAUUGUUGAGCAUGAAUUGCACCGAGCAACUCCUGGUGGUACUGGAAGUGUUAAGACUAUAGGGAAUUAUGCUGCAGUUCUCAAGGCACAAUCAGUUGCAAAAGCCAAAGGAUAUUCUGAUGUUCUAUAUCUCGAUUGUGUACACAAGAAAUAUCUGGAGGAGGUCUCAUCUUGCAAUAUUUUUAUUGUUAAGGACAAGGUUAUCUCCACUCCUGCAGUAAAAGGGACCAUCCUGCCUGGCAUUACAAGGAAGAGUAUAAUUGAUGUUGCUCGAAGCCAAGGAUUCCAGGUUGAAGAACGACCAGUGGCAGUGGAUGAAUUGCUUGAUGCUGAUGAAGUUUUCUGUACUGGGACAGCUGUGGUUGUGUCACCUGUGGGCAGCAUCACUUAUAUGGGUAGAAGGGUGUCUUAUGGAGAAAGCGGCUUUGGUGCUGUUUCACAACAGCUGUAUACUGUGCUUACCAGAUUACAGAUGGGCCUUACAGAAGACAGGAUGAACUGGACUAUUGAGCUGAACUAGGCGUACUGAGUAACCAAUUGUAGUUUUUUCUGUUUUGAUCCUGUAGUGGUAGCAGAAAUUCUACAUUGUGACAGUUGAAGCUUUCCUCUUGCUUUGCUUUCUUUUCUUUCCAAUAUGUAGAUAGUUUUUCUCUCAAAUAUUGAAUAUUGUUAGCCUUUUGUGAACUGCAUGCUCCAUACCAAUGCUAGGAGAAAAGUUUGUUUCAUAAAUUUCGUGCCACCCAGGCCUCCUUCCGUCAGGAGGAACAUUUGUGGACAUAUUAGAAUGUUACAUUUCAAAUUUCAGUAGUAACAGUAGUGCAGUGUUUUACAACAA
Molecule: messenger RNA, 1786 nt
Organism: Ricinus communis (castor bean)
Lineage: Eukaryota; Viridiplantae; Streptophyta; Magnoliopsida; Malpighiales; Euphorbiaceae
Product: branched-chain amino acid aminotransferase 2, chloroplastic
Exons: 10
Coding region: 218-1471 (417 amino acids)
Biological process (GO): branched-chain amino acid metabolic process
Cellular component (GO): chloroplast
Molecular function (GO): branched-chain-amino-acid:2-oxoglutarate transaminase activity
Source: RefSeq, a predicted model, not a curated record